Messenger RNA from Sphaerulina musiva SO2202, 888 nucleotides. RefSeq lists its product as uncharacterized. Gene Ontology annotation, molecular function: mRNA binding. Gene Ontology annotation, cellular component: nucleus. The record is from RefSeq and is a predicted model, not a curated record. Bases 1 to 888 code for a protein of 295 amino acids. NCBI's taxonomy places the organism in Eukaryota, Fungi, Ascomycota, Dothideomycetes, Mycosphaerellales, Mycosphaerellaceae. Gene Ontology annotation, biological process: mRNA export from nucleus. The transcript is spliced from 5 exons.
AUGUCUGGAAAGCUCGACCAAUCGCUCGACGCCAUCAUGAAGGACCGUCCAGCCGGCGCCCGCCGCGGAGGACGAUCUGGACGCCUGCCACCACGAAAGGCUGCUACCAAGACAAAGGCCGCGACCGCCGCCGCCGUCGCACCAGCCGGAGGUAUUGCAAAGAAGACUAAAGGCGCAAGGCCACCAAAGGGACCCGCUGCUGCGGCGCUCCCACUUACAGGAGAUAGCAAGAUUUCGGUCUCCAACCUGCCCGAGGAUGUAACGGAAGCGUUGAUUAAGGUGAAGGCGCACAAGUGGAGGUCGAGACGCUAUGCGUAUGCCCGUGAACAAUAUAUCGGUGAUGGCAACCCGAGUGCAGGCAUUGCGAAAGCUACAGACUACUUCAGCACCUCAGUUGCCCCAGUGAAGAAGGUUAUACUCAACUAUGGACCGACUGGCCGCAGCCGUGGAUCCGCCACGGUGUUCUUCAGCCGGUCAGGUGCGGCUGCCGAGGCCGUACGCCUUGAUGGUACACCUGUGGAUGGCAAGAAGAUGAGGAUAGAAGUGCUUGUCGAUGCACGAACGGUACCUGCGCCACAAGCACCGAAGCCUCUCUCCGAACGCGUUGUUAACAAGCCCAAGAAUGCGGUCAAGAAGGAUGGAAAACAAGCUGGUGCGGCGAAGCCGAAGAACCAAGCGGCCAACACCAACGGAAGCGCGGGAGAUAAGAAGGCCAAAAAAGAGAAGUCGGGGCGUGCGGGUCGAGCCAAGGCGAAGACUGCAGAGGAGCUGGAUGCCGAGAUGCAGGACUACUUUGGCAGUGGUGAAGGUGCAGCUGCCUCGACUAAUGGCGCACCGGCCGCCACCACGAAUGGCGGAGAUACGGGCAUGGUCGACGAGGUGAUGUAA